AUGUCCUAUGGAGGCAUCUUGAAAGGGAUAACAGGUCUCUUCACUACUAUGGUCUUGGCCUCAAAUGCAUCGUCUUCUGCAACCACGACGGCGCUCUUGAACGAGCUAGCUAUCUCUCAACCCUCGCUUCUGCAGCGGUCGACGCAGACAAUCCCAGACAUGUUUCCCAAAGCUUAUCGUUGGGUGGAUGAGAUGCGCGAAAUUUCGACUUUUGUCAGUGGACCUAUGGGCGAUGUCCAUCGAGGUUUGGCGAGCGUUUUUGAAACCGUUGAGAAAUCUGUCAAUGAGGACGGAAAUGCGAGGCAAGUUUUGGAGAAAUUCGUAAAGGAUGCAGAGGCCGUGUUAAAAAACACACAGUAA
This is a messenger RNA of Heterobasidion irregulare TC 32-1, 360 nucleotides long. RefSeq lists its product as uncharacterized. Gene Ontology annotation, molecular function: oxidoreductase activity. The transcript has 3 exons. The coding region runs from base 1 to 360 and encodes 119 amino acids. Lineage: Eukaryota; Fungi; Basidiomycota; Agaricomycetes; Russulales; Bondarzewiaceae. The record is from RefSeq and is a predicted model, not a curated record.